Neltuma alba is the source of this 1816-nucleotide messenger RNA. RefSeq names its product tRNA-dihydrouridine(16/17) synthase [NAD(P)(+)]-like. The record is from RefSeq and is a predicted model, not a curated record. The transcript has 3 exons. Lineage: Eukaryota; Viridiplantae; Streptophyta; Magnoliopsida; Fabales; Fabaceae. Gene Ontology annotation, molecular function: tRNA dihydrouridine synthase activity; flavin adenine dinucleotide binding. Gene Ontology annotation, biological process: tRNA processing. The coding region runs from base 168 to 1502 and encodes 444 amino acids.
UGAAUGAGCUUCCAGUCGUUUUAUCAAGGGAAGGAUUUCCUAAACCCCACUUUAUCGGAGACGUAGCGUCAUCGUAGUCUCCUGCUCAAGACCUUCAAAGAAAACUACCUACGGUAAUACUCGUCCUUGGCGGCGAUGGGUUGCUUGGGGAUGCCCAUCGUGUGCCCAUGAAUUUCAAACCCCUCCCUGUUCCCCUGUUCUCUCUUCACUGUUUUCAUCGUCUCAAUAGGUAUUUCUCUGCAGCAACCCCUCCUCUAAUGGAUUUUCCUCUUGCCAAAACCCCAACUCAGAUCCCAACUGAUUCUCCCUAUUCAAAUCUCGCCGAAGAACCUGACAAUCUUAUUGGCUCUGAUCAUAAUCAAGACGAAACUCGACAAGAGCCAGAAUGUCCACUUUAUGCGCCAGAUAUGGGGACUUCUUGCUUGGAUUCUUCGGCGAGGUGCUUGACAGGUGUUUCUCGGGUCGAACGCGCCUGGGCUUAUUGGACUAAGUUGGGUCGACCCAAGUACUUAGUCGCCCCGAUGGUUGAUAAUUCGGAACUACCCUUUCGAAUGCUCUGCCGCAAAUAUGGUGCCCAGGCUGCGUAUACUCCUAUGUUGCACUCUCGCAUUUUUACCGAGACCGAAAAGUACAGGAAAGAAGAAUUCACCACUUGCAAGGAGGAUCGACCAUUGUUUGUCCAAUUUUGUGCGAAUGACCCUGAUACAUUGCUGGACGCCGCGAGGAGGGUUGAAGCGGAUUGCGACUAUGUUGAUAUCAAUCUAGGGUGUCCUCAGCGCAUUGCUAGACGAGGAAAUUAUGGUGCCUUCCUAAUGGAUAACCUUCCUCUUGUAAAAUCUCUAGUGGAAAAAUUGGCUCUCGACCUCCAAGUACCUGUAUCAUGCAAAAUUAGAAUCUUUCCAAACUUGGAAGAUACAUUAAAUUAUGCUAGGAUGCUAGAGGAGGCUGGUUGUUCGCUUUUAGCUGUCCAUGGCAGGACAAGGGAUGAAAAAGAUGGAAAAAAGUUCCGAGCUGACUGGGAAGCCAUCAAGGCUGUGAAGAAUGCUGUUAAAAUUCCAGUCCUUGCCAAUGGGAACAUCAGGCACAUGGACGAUGUUCGUGACUGCUUGGAAGAGACAGGAGUUGAAGGGGUGAUGUCAGCUGAGACUCUGCUUGAAAAUCCAGCCCUCUUUGCUGGAUUUCAAACUGCUGAAUGGGUGACGGGGAGUGAAGUGGCCAGUGUGGAUGGAAAUCUGGACCAGGCAGAUUUGCUUGUAGAGUAUCUAAAGCUUUGUGAAAAGUACCCUGUUCCAUGGAGAAUGAUCCGUUCUCAUGUUCAUAAAUUGUUGGGAGACUGGUUCAGCCUUCAGCCUCACAUUAGAGAGGAUCUUAACCAGCAGUCUAGACUGACUUUUGAGUUUCUUUAUGACAUGGUCGAUCGGCUUAGGGACACAGGUACGAGAAUUCCACUUUAUCUCAAAGAUAAAGAAACGAGUUCAGCAGUAAAUGGCCAAACAUACUGAUACGGCCGAAGGCCAACAAGCGGCUCAGAUUUAAAUUAGAGCCCCAUAGUUUUUACUCGUUAUGCGGGAAGAUUACUCAUUCUCUUCAGAUGCAGUUUUGUAGCGUUAACAAAUCACGUUGUUUCAAAAUAGGAAUUUUUCCAUGUUGUAAUUGACUUCAUUCUUAAGUUAUUUGACAGUGUUGUACCCGUAAUAGCGUCAAGACACCGGUUUUUGUACUGAGCUAACGCAUGUGAUUGGCCAAGUCUAAGUUGGUUAAGAUUUCUCUCUCUGCUUUUAGAUGAUUAAUUGUUGAAUUGGGAUUUUGUUGGUUA